This is a messenger RNA of Branchiostoma floridae (Florida lancelet), 2640 nucleotides long. Its product is annotated as kelch-like protein 17. NCBI's taxonomy places the organism in Eukaryota, Metazoa, Chordata, Leptocardii, Amphioxiformes, Branchiostomatidae. The coding region runs from base 427 to 2385 and encodes 652 amino acids. The transcript is spliced from 3 exons. Gene Ontology annotation, molecular function: protein binding. The record is from RefSeq and is a predicted model, not a curated record.
UCAGCAUACUCAUAAACCCUUUGUAGCCCACACAUACCAGGUACCGGGUGAGUACAGGACGCCCUAUUGGGUGUAGCAUUAGGGGCCACCACAACACCAAUCAACAUGCUCUAAAACCUCUGCCACAAGGACAGGACAGGCUGGAGGGGCAAGGCCAGGCGACUCGCCACCGACCUCUGUCUAAACAAGGACCCCUGUUUGCAGAAUGGAGGGCAAAAUAAGCCAAGAGCCACACUGUCGCCUACCACGGAACCAUCCUCCAUUCCUGUAACACUUCACAGGCUGCACCUGUCCUUGAAGGUUCCUCACAUCAAGCCACCAAACAAAGAAGAAAUCAUCAUUACGACCAGGCAUCUGAAGAGCCAGCAUCUGCAUCAUUGUUGCUACUGAAACAUAAGUGCGAUAAAAGCUUCGUCACCUGUCACCAUGGCAACGUGCGAAGCCGGCAGCGUGGCCCCGCUCCUUAAGAAGCAGAUCAACCGGCACCACCGCGAGGUUCUCUUCCAGAACCUCAGCUGCCUCCUCAGGGACGAGAGCUUCAGCGAUGUCCACGUCUUAGUCGAGGGAAAGAAGUACGCCGCGAACCGAAACGUGCUGGCGGCCUGCAGCGAAUACCUGCAGGCGAUUGUUGAAUCGGGGCUGACGAGCGAGAAACCGGAUGUGCUAGAGCUGCCCGACCUAACCACCAAUGAAUAUAAGGCUCUAAACACCCUUGUUUAUGAACCAGAGCUCUUCAAGGAUCAGCAAGUGCCUGACCUUGUCUGUGCAUGUGAGAAGCUCCAAAUUCCGGUGUGUUUGCAUGCCAACACAUGUGGCUCCUCCAGAAAGAAGGGUGCCCCGGUCGAGGUGGACGUUUACCCAGAGCUGCUCGCCGCGGUGAAGGACGACAUGCAGAGGAUGGUCAUGGCGAGGCUGCAGACGUACCGGCGGCAGCGCAAGUUCUCCGACAUCUGCAUCCGCGUCCAUCGCAGGAACUUCAAGGCGCACAAGAACGUGCUGGCAGCGGGCAGCAUGUACUUUCACACCAUGUUCACCUGUGGGAUGAAGGAGAGCGCGCAGGAUGCUAUAGAUCUGAAGGGCGUGACGGCUGGCGGUCUCCGGGGCAUCUUAGACUUCAUGUACACCUCCGAGAUCGCCAUCAAGAGAGAUAACGUGCAGGACGUGCUCGCUGUCGCUAGCUUCCUCCAGGUGAAGACACUUCUCGAUGCAUGCGCACAAUUUCUUUACAUCCACCUGGACAUGGAGAACUGCUGCGAUGUACUGAUCAUCGCGGAGGCGUACGGUCUGACGGACUUGGUUAGCACGGUGUACGAGUUCAUGGCGACCCACAUCGACCCCCGCGACGAGGCGGGCCACAUCAUUCUUCACCAACUUCCACAGAAGCACCUGAAUCACCUGAAGAACCUUCCGCAGCAGCUGAUCGCAGCUGUCUCCAGCAAGUACAUCGGGAAUACAUCCUGGGCGGAAACCCCCGGCCUGUAUUACUUCUGCCUGAAGAAAGACACGUGGGUACAGCUGACGACAUUACCCGACGAGCUGCGGACUACGGAACACUUUGAAAUCGCUGGAACCGGCGGGUGCAUUUACAUCGCCGGGGGUCGAUCCUUCAACUCACAAAUGGUGACAGAAAGCAAGCCUUCUGGAAGAGUCUUUUGUUUCGACACCAAGACAGAUUCGUGGUCUGAACUUGCCCCUCUGUUGAUGCCAAGGUAUAAUUUUGCCUUGACAGCAUUUGAUGGACAUCUGUACGCCAUAGGCGGGUUCACAGCCGACAGUGGGGGGCUGGUCUGCCAGAGACCAAAGGUAAACUGUGUAGAGUGUUAUAACAUCGAGACGAAUACCUGGGAAUUUGCAUGUCCCCUUCCGACCGGCGUGGUAAACCCCACGUCUACGGUUUGCCUCGGACAGAUCUACUUGUCGGCGCAUCCGUCGUGCUGGGAUGACAAGAACCGUCGGCUGAUGUGCUACGAUCCCGACACCAAUCAGUGGAAGACAAUGAAGUACGCGGAGUGGGCGGACAUGAAGUUCGAACUGUCGGGGAUGCCGCUCGGAGACCUGGUCGCGGACCACAGCCACGUUUACGUGGUGGGACAGCAGAAAAUCGCCACCUAUAACGUCAUAUCGGGCGAAUGGACAGACUGCAUAACACUCCCCCCAAACGGAGCGGCCCAGUCGAGAAACGUCAAACGAGUCCCCAGGGCAAUGGGAGGAAAGAUCAUCAACUUCUGUGACAGAGGUGUGGUCUUGAGCUACAACAUCAAGAAGAACCAAUGGGAAAGACUCUCAGCUUUCCCAGGAGGAAUGAACGAGAGUAGUGCAAUCAUCCGUACAUGCACCCUCACAGCAAAACCACUCAAGGCAGUCAAGACAUCAAGAGUUUACUGAACUUGACAAAUUUCUAUGUUUUAGUCUUACUACUUAGUACCAUUUUUUUAAUUUCUUGCUUUAUACUUAAGGAGAGAGACUUUGGGAAUAUGCAAUUUAAACUCUGAUGGUAUAAUUGAAUUGGCUUUUGAUUUUUAAUGUGAGGCCACACCAAUUUAAUUUCUUGGUUCACGGAUUUUUUCAUAAAAAAUAUGGAGCGAGAGGGCGAAAUAAAAAUAAAAAUAAAAAUUGUAAAAUGGUUGGGGUAAAGGUAAC